ACCACGUUUUUCUGGUGUUUAGUCUAAAUCAGAUGUAAUAAUGAGUGUGUGUUCAGAACCAGUUGGCGGACUUGCCAAGCUGCAAGCUCUGUUUGAACAAUAUAAGAAAUGGAUUGUAUCACACCCUCAAAACUUGUCAGACAUGGAAGCUGUCGUCAGAUGGGGCUCUUAUCUUCUGGCUGGGCGGUUCCAGCACUCGAGCUUGCUGUGUGAACUCCUCUCGUCAGGAUCUCGUCUUUUUGAGCUGUUCAACGACAUGCUCCUGCACUGCCAACUUCCUAAAUUUUCUCUACAACAAGAAAAGAAAAUACAGUUCCUGCUGUGUGUGCUGGAGGGCGUUGAGGUGGUGGUCGAGGUGGGGGCGCAGCAGCUGUGGGGGGAGUUCGGGAGGUGGGCGGUCGUUGCCACCGUUCAACUCAUCAAGUUGAUAUGGAGAUUUAUAUUGAUGUUCCGCAACAAGCUGACUGUGCUGCCGUGCACAUCAGAGUCGCCCAUUGACCGCGCGUGCUGCCUCAAGCUGCUCUCCAAUAACAACAGCGCGGGCGUCGCGGGGGACGGCCAGGGCACCUCCGCUGCCACCUUCCUCGACCAGCACCGCAAGCCAAACGAAACUAAGCUGCCCCACAGCGGGCAGGUGCUGCGUGCCGUGCACUCGUUACCUCCUCCACAUCUCCGCACGUAUGUCGUCACCCAGCGCUCCACGCCCCAACUCCGCCACGCCACGAGCUCGCCGCGCUCCAAACGCCAGCUUGCGGCCGAGAUGCUGUACGUCCUGAGGCCCUUGAGCCAUCUUAGCUGCUCGUACUUCUUCGGGCGGCGGUCGUGGAAGCCUUACCUUGUGGCUUUGAGCAUGGACAUCUCGAGUUUGGAGCUGCACCGGAGAAGCGCUCUUCUGACUCCGCAGCAACGGGCUGAAGUGCUGCGCCGCUAUCGCAACGUGCUGCUAUACCUGCUACGCUCUCCUGCUUAUCAACAAAUCACGCGUCGCAGACUAGAAACUUUCCUUAAUUCUGUGGGCAGUACGGUGCCCUUCACAGGCCGGCUCUGCCAGUCAUUAGUGCAGUACGUCGCAUACUGGCAGGACGUGUACGGUCAUUGCUGGAGUGCUUAGUCUCUUUAGCAGACAUAGAGGGUACGGGGGCCGGGGGCCGGAUGUGUAAGGGCAUAUCUGGGGGCAUUCUUUACGCUACUCCACCUUACGUUUAGUAACGGAUUUUAAAGUGUUAUUCGAACAUUAGAUGUUAUUCCAGACUCAGAUUGAAAGUAAUGAACUUCUAAAUAAACUGAUUAAAUAAGAUUAGGAAUAGGUUUCAAAUUUUAAUUACAGCAAAAAGUCAUCAAAUCUUCUACGAAAAAAAUAAUACAAAUUGCUUCCAACAUGCUCGGCGUUAGAAAUAAUUAUCGGCAUUAUCUAGGUAGCGAUGUAACUCAAAUUCAGCGUCAAGUCCGGCCUGGUCUACUAUCUAUUUGGGUGCCCGGUUAUCUAUUUUGGUGCUCAUCUUGAAAAAAAAAAAAAACACUCCAGGGUUAUUUCGCUUCCAACUAUUAUUAUGUAAGCGGUACCUGCAAAGUGCAAUAUAAUCUGGCUACGAAUCUAAUUGGGUAUGGGAGGUAUUGUGUUGUGUAGUUCAGAGUUGAUGGUAUUAUGAUUAAGAACCAGUAAUACUAGUUUGUGGGUAGACUAAUCUUGCGUCAUCUUAUACUUCCGUCUUGUUACGUUUUUUUACUUACAAACUGAAUAAAGCGUAGCAAAUGUUAUUAGUUUUCAGGACUAAGGAAUAUCGUGAAGACACUUUCGAAUGUGAUACGAAAGUUGAAAGAUAAAGUUUAUUUACGUUAGGAUUGGGAAACAUUUAUCCAAUAGAGUAACCAUGUAAAUAAUAAAUUUGUCUAAAGAUUACAGAUUAUCAAUAGAUUAUAAUUUGGUAUCAAUAUCUACACACAAAUAAAUACAAAGCGUGAAAUUAAUACAGAACGGCAAAAGCCCGUUCACGUCCAUUUUUACUUUAAAUUUAAUUACUGCUGCUCUAUUGUAACCUCGCGAUGCAAUUGACGGAUCUUUUUGUAUAAGAGUCAACCUGAUUAGCGAUGUAAAACAUGACUCUGAAUGUAAAGUACAACUUUGAGAGAUUGGUAGUCUGUUAUUUACUUGUUAUUCGCCCAAAGUUAUGGUGAUAUUGAGUAAAUUGUAGCUAAUUCUUACGAACGUUUCCAUGUGUGGCCAAGCCGUCUCUACUUUUAUGUCCUGGUUUAUCUUUGGCCAGUAUAAUAUUGGCACGAGAGCUUCACCAUGAACUCUGUACUCAGAGAGGGAUCACACUGGUCGAAGAUAAUCUUCCUUUGUAUUUACGCCAAUAUAUUGCUUAUUUUUAUAUGACUUAUAAUAAAUACCUAUCCUGGGA
Molecule: messenger RNA, 2402 nt
Organism: Hyalella azteca
Lineage: Eukaryota; Metazoa; Arthropoda; Malacostraca; Amphipoda; Hyalellidae
Gene: Pex16
Product: peroxisomal membrane protein PEX16
Exons: 8
Coding region: 41-1111 (356 amino acids)
Biological process (GO): peroxisome organization
Cellular component (GO): peroxisomal membrane
Source: RefSeq, a predicted model, not a curated record